CCCACGAACGGCGCAUGUCCGCAAAAUCGGCGCUAGUGAUUAUGCAAUUUCAUACUAACAAUACAUACAGCACAUCAUAUGAAAGCUGGCAGUCCACAAAUUCCAACUGUAAUAAGGUCAUCACUCUGCGCCAAAAACUCACUGAAACAGCAUCCGAAAAAGAGGAAAAAUAAACAUCACUUUAUACAGCCAUAAUCAUGAAUUAUGUGUAACAUUGGCUGUUUUGUGUUUAUAAAUUGUGUUCGAGUGCAGUACACCACUCCACCAGCUAAUCUAAUCUGUCUAUCACUUCGAAGUGAAUCCUGACAGUUCAGGGAAGGUUUCGGUUUGAGGAGGACAGGUAUAAUGUGGAGUAGGUAGGGCCCUUUUCUACGAACACGGUGUAUUUGCCUCCUUGUGAUUAGCGGAUUAGUGUUGUUAUCAUGGAUUUGGGGACUGCACCUCGAUUCUAUUGGCUCUGACGGUCAAUAGAGGUGUCAAUCAUCCAAACUGACCAAUGGAUUCUUAAAAUGUUGCUAAUUUAACCUGGUCAACCUAUGUGUUUAAUGAAGUAUGUAUAUAAUUACACAAAAUCUGUUUCUGCCUGACAAGAAAAUCCCUCCAAAUCCAGUGCAGACUGUUUGUGUAGCUCGGAGCUCCUCCUUUUUGAUUUCCUCUUCUGUGGUCCCCACUAUAAAUGCUUCCAGCGCCCCCCACCUCUGCCCUUUUGUACAGAUCUCAUGUGGGAGAGGUGGAUGACCCUAUUUCAUUUAGUUGAUAAUCCUGAACCAUCCUAAAAUUUCUCUUUGUUUAUCAUAUGUAUUUCUGGUCUCAAUGUUAUCGUUAUGUCUGUUCCUGUCUAAUAAUGCAUACAGGUUAACAGAGUUGCAUUUCAAAAUAGCAGUUUUAACAGUUGAAAAUCGCUAGCUUGACGCUACGACAAACUGAACUAACUACCGGGUUUGUCGAUAUCUUUUUCUGCAUUUUAUUUGUAUAGGAGCUCGAGUGGACGGCACGAUUUACAUGGAGGUUGUCUGUUAUCUGUUUUGUCAGGUAUGUUUUGUUAAAUAUGUGGUUUAUUCACCAUGUAAUGAUUUUACCGCGUAGUCGCGGGCACCCUUUUGUACAGAUCUCAUGUGGGAGAGAAGCUCGAGUGGACGGCACGAUUUACAUGGAGGUUGUCUGUUAUCUGUUUUGUCAGAAUAAACGGAGAUUGCCCACGCUGACAACUACGUCAUCGGAGCUGAACCCUACGUUUUGACUUGCAGGUGUUUCUGUCGUAUAGUCAUGUGGUAAAUUUGAUAGCGCAUGAGGGUUAUUGCUACAGUGUAUAUGUAUUUUCCUGCAUUUGUAUUAGUAUACUGGUCCUAUUACUUGUUAUUUAGCUCAGUUUUUUUCUUCAGUUCAGGAGAUUUGAUGCCUAACAUUUGCCUGGCUAUUUUGCCUUGUGAUGGGACACUGUGAAUGACUAUUUGUUUCUUUGCUGUGCUCUGCUUGUUUAUUGUGCAUUGCUGGGUUAAUGACCCUCAGUAAUAUCCUUUUGCAUUUUUUUUCUUUGUGAUGUGUUUUUGGCUUUCUGGAUAAGUUGACCUGAGCUGUUCAGUGUUAUUUCACUUUAAUUAUCAGAAAAAAAACACUAACAUUGCAAUGUCUGAUUAGAAAAUGUGGGGCAUUUUGCCACUUUUGGUGUGGGUAGAGGGCAGCACGUUGCUUCGUUAUGUUUUGGAAGAGGUAGGCCAAGGCCACCUGGUAGUAACUGCAUGGCAGACCAGUCAGUGAUGCACCAACCAUUACUCCCUGCAGCAAGCUCCACACCUAUUGCUCAGACAGAUUCCCAGCCAACCCAAGUUGUCACUACUGAGGCACUGGGUGAUUUGGCAAAACAGAUUGGUGAUAGUAUCACAACAAAUCUCAGCACCAUGCACCAGCCCAGGUGCAGCCAGCCACAAUCUCCUGUCAGCCAGCCUUCCCCUCGCCAUGAUCAGUCACAGCUGAAAGUUUUUGUUCAGUCGGACGCCAAACCACCACCAUACUUUAAGGGUGACCGCUCAGAUGCAUUCUCCAUUCAUGAAUGGGAGGAUAUGAUGAGGUGUUACCUAUCUAGAAUUGACUGUAAAACACCUGCAGAAAUGUUUGACCUGAUAAUGUCCAGAUUGACUGGAAAAGCUAGAGAUGUGGUCAAAGUGUCACGAUGCAGCCGCCCUGAAUUGAGUGGGGCUGAGAUGCAUACUGCUGUGUUCGACAUACUAAAGUGCAAUUUCAGUGAGCUGACGUUCUCCAGCCUGCCCAUGAAAGACUUCUACGGCACCGUUCCACGAGCUGGUGAGGAUGCCAUGGAUUACUGGAUCCGCCUGAACAAGUCCAUUGAUGCUGCUGAUGAGUGUCUUCGCAGCUGAAGGCUCCCGAGAAGUGGACUGCAACUGAGGUCCAGGACCGGCUGGACCAUCAUGUGAGGAAAACAAGAAUAAAUGUAGUUCACUCACAAAAUGCAAGAUGUGUUUCUGCCCCAGGUCAGGGUCCUGUUGAUGUCACCAGCCACACAGCUGUUCCAGUGCCUGUCUCAGUAACAUGUGAGACAGCACCUCGCUCUAUGCCCUCUCUUUCAUUCACUGCAGCCAUUGGUCAGCCUCAGUCACCUGGUGAAGCUGUGAAUUUGGGACGGCCUUCUGCUUCAUGCUCCUUGCCUCAUAUGCAUGCUGCUCCCCCAUCUCCCAGCACUUCUGGAGCCCUGGCAGCUGAUCCCUGCACUCAACAGAUGGUGGCUAUGUUUGACAAAGUUCUCUCCUUGUGCACUGCUUCCCUUUCUACUGGUCAAAGGCGCACCUAUCAGCCCAGCCCUUCCCGUGGCCAGUGGAGUGCUCAACACACAUCAUGCAAAGUUUGUGGCUCAGGAGAACACACACCCCAUGCACACUGUAGACUGUACAGGUUGUGUCUGAACCGUUACAGCCCUGGCCAUAUGAGGCGUGAGUGCUCAUAGACUUCAAGAAAUCCUGCCACGCCACUGCCCCCUUCCUCCGCGCCCACUUUAAACUAGCCAGCCCAUGUGACAAGAGGGGCAGCAUGGGCAGUGUUCAAGACACCCUCACCAGUGCACCAGAUCUUCAGUCUGUGUACAUGAACUGUUGCAAUAUGUACCCUACUGACAAGACAGUGAUCCUUGUGGGGUCACAGAGAGUUGAAGGAGCAAGUGAGUUGUUUUAUGCUCCAGUUUCAGUCGGUGGCCAGUCUAAUCUGAGAGGGAUGCUUGAUUCAGGGAGCAUGUCAUGAAGCGUGUCUGAAGCGGAGUCUGAGCUUAAAGCUGCUGGUGUUGUCUUGACUCCUCAGCCUGUACCAGAGAGUGUGGUGCUCAUUGGCUGUGGGGGCCUUCUCACACGCCCUAAAUGUAUCUAUGAUUUGGACAUUGACAUUUAUGGUUCCAAGUUUGUUGUUCCAAUGUUUGUAGUGCCAGGUCAAAAAGAUGAACUCAUCAUCGGGAGCAAUGUACUCCAGCCCAUCAUUCAAAACAUGAAGUCAGACAAAAAGUAUUGGGAGCUUGUUUCCUCAUGCAACACUGACCAGGAAUGUGAACAGUUUCUCCAGCUACUGUCCUGUAUCUCCCGUUGGUCAGGUCCCGAGAUACCAGACAAGGUUGGCACAGUAAAGUUGCGACAGGCUGUCACCUUGCUGCCACAGAAGAAAUAUGUGGUGUGGGGGAAACUGCCACCAUCUGCUCUAGUGUCACCAGGGAGCACUGUCAUGGUCGAGCCUUCAUCCGCCCGUUCCACUCCUAAGAACAUCAUGGUGGGGCGAGUCAUAACACCCAUGUGGGGGGAUCACUGGGUCCCAAUGAAGGUCCUCAAUCCCACGCCAUAUCCAGUGACACUGCGGUGCAAUGCCAAGUUUGCUGAUGUGUUCACCUGUGUUGCUGUUGAGGAUAUUCCCAUUGUUCAAGGGUUGUGCAUAUCUCAGAAUGACCAACUGACCAUACCUACUCCAUCAUUGGGUGCGGCACCUGACCUGUUGCAGCAGCUUAAAGACUGUGGAUUAAGUGACCUGAACAUCAGUGGCUGUGGGGUGUCAGAUGAGUGGAAGAGGAAGUUGGCUGAGCUGGUGUUGGCCUAUCAGGAUGUCUUCUCUAAGGACAAGCUGGACUGUGGUGAAGCCAAGGAGUUUGUUCAUCGUAUUCACCUCACUGAUGACCGUCCCUUACGGCCACCCUUUCGACGUGUCCCCCCAGUACACUAUCAAAAGCUGAGAGAGGUGUUGUCAGAAAUGGAGAUGAAGGGCAUCAUCAGUAAGCCCAUCAGCGACUAUGCCUCACUGUUGGUGAUGGUUUGGAAGAAAUAAGGGGACUUGAGGAUCUGCACUGACUUCCGCUGGCUUAAUGCCAAAACUGUGAAGGAUGCCCACCCUUUACCCCAUCAGUCCGACUGUCUUGCUGCCCUUGGUGGAAACGCCCUCUUCAGCACCAUGGACCUCACAUCAGGGUUUUAUAACAUCCCCCUUCAUGAGUCUGACAGGCGCUACACAGCCUUCACUACACCACUUGGCCUUUAUGAGUACAACAUACUUCCUCAGGGGCUAUGCAACAGUCCAGCUUCCUUCAUGCGAAUGAUGCUCAGCAUCUUCGGUGACAUGAACUUUUCCAGUCUCCUUUACUACCUUGAUGACUUACUGGUGUUUGCACCAUCAGAAGAGGAGGCCCUUAAAUGCC
Acanthopagrus latus (yellowfin seabream) is the source of this 4675-nucleotide messenger RNA. RefSeq lists its product as uncharacterized. Bases 3415 to 4308 code for a protein of 297 amino acids. NCBI's taxonomy places the organism in Eukaryota, Metazoa, Chordata, Actinopteri, Spariformes, Sparidae. The transcript is spliced from 2 exons. The record is from RefSeq and is a predicted model, not a curated record.